GGGGGCGGGGCGCGGGCGGAGCGCGCGGCGCGGCGGCCAUGCCGGUGGACCUGGGGCUGUGGAGCGGGCCGCUCGGCCUCACCGAGGUGGAGCAGAAGCCGGCGCACCCGCUGCGCGUCAAGUAUGGCUCCGUGGAGAUAGACGAGCUGGGCAAGGUGCUCACGCCCACUCAGGUGCAGCAUCGCCCCACCAGCAUCGAGUGGGAUGGCUGUGAUCCCCAGAAGCUUUACACCCUGGUGCUCACGGACCCGGAUGCUCCCAGCAGGAAGGACCCGAAGUUCAGGGAAUGGCACCACUUCCUGGUGACCAACAUGAAAGGCAACGAUGUGGGGAGUGGGACUGUGCUGUCAGAUUACGUCGGGUCCGGCCCUCCCAAGGGAACAGGGCUGCACCGCUACGUGUGGCUGGUGUACGAGCAGCCCAAGCAGCUGAGCUGCAACGAGCCCAUCCUCUCCAAUCGCUCUGGGGACAAACGAGGGAAGUUCAAGGUGGCUUCAUUCCGCAGCAAGUACGAGCUGGGGGUGCCAGUGGCUGGCACGUGCUACCAGGCAGAGUGGGAUGACUACGUGCCGAAGCUCUACGAGCAGCUGUCAGGGAAGUAGGGCGAGGGGAGGUGGUGGAGCACUGUGUCACACCCCCUGCAGACCAUGUCCCUCUAGUUUUGUCCAUGAGUUGAACCCAACUGCUCCCACACUGGAACCUAUCCCUGCGUGAUCCAGACCUGUGCUGUGCUUUGCAGGGCAGUGCUAGACAAGCUUCUGACAGUGUCACACUAAGGGCCACCCCUCCAGGCUGACCUGCUUAAGGGAAACCAGAGCCUUUGUCAAUUGGUGUUGGGUGUUGUGUGCUAGUGCUGUGGGUACAGAACCACUGCUGGGGUGGUGCUGGCUCUGUAGUCUCCCCUUUCCAGAAGAAGGGAUGGCAAUUUAAGGGAAGCUCCCACUUUUUUUUCUUUUUGCCCUCAAGUACUUGGCCAGAGCCUCCAUUUCACUGAAGUGAACCACUAGAGUAGUGAAGGGGUAGGAGGUAGGAGGAGGCAGGGAAGCUGGUCUGUAGCACUACUUUCUGUUCUCUGUUGCCACUCAAAGCUGAGACACCACUUUGUUUUGUUGUGACCUGAUCUGUUUGCUCUUUGCUCACAGUGCAAUUAAAAACUUACCAAGGUG
This is a messenger RNA of Apus apus (common swift), 1166 nucleotides long. It is a transcript of the gene PEBP1, whose product is annotated as phosphatidylethanolamine binding protein 1. Lineage: Eukaryota; Metazoa; Chordata; Aves; Apodiformes; Apodidae. The record is from RefSeq and is a predicted model, not a curated record. The transcript has 4 exons. Gene Ontology annotation, biological process: negative regulation of MAPK cascade. The coding region runs from base 39 to 602 and encodes 187 amino acids.